Messenger RNA from Cylicocyclus nassatus, 2909 nucleotides. NCBI's taxonomy places the organism in Eukaryota, Metazoa, Nematoda, Chromadorea, Rhabditida, Strongylidae. The record is from the annotation of a GenBank genome assembly.
AUGCUGCCAAACGAGCAGUUCCAGAAGUUGCUCUAUGACCUUUUCUGUUUAUGGCAUGGAGUUCAACGCCAUUAUGAUCCGCCUUUUACGGAUACGGAAGAGCAAAGGCUCGCGAAGGUGAAGUCGAUGAUUUGUAAAUUACUAACCGAAAUCGAUGGUCGCGUUACCCGCAUACAACAAAAUCAAACUGGCGGAAUCAAAGGACAGGAUUUCUACGAAGAAUGGACAAUGUUGACGUGGAAUGUGUUGUGUAUCACCAGUCGACUACAGAACAAUCUCAGUGCACAGAAUGUCGUCUCCAACGAUGACAAAGUGAUCUACCAACGCUUAAAUCAGGCUUUGGUUGAGCUCGUCAAUUAUUCAAAUGUGAAUAUGCCAUUUAUGGGCUACUACCAAGACACAGAUUUUGAAGUUUUGCGUCAGAAUACUGAACGAACUCUGCAAGAGUUGUACCUUUUGACGAGGCAAUUGGCAAUGACCACCUUCAUCAAUCAUACGGAAUUUGAUGCAUUUCAUCACUCCUGUCUACAAUUCGGCGAGCAAUUCCUUGUUCCAUGCAUCGAUCAUUUAAAGGCAUUCUGUAACACGUACAGCGUUGCGAGAUGGCGCGACGUCAGAGCAGCCCAAAUUGCUCGUAUGAGAGAUCAGAGCACUCAACUGGACGAUGCUGUAACCAGUCUUGUCGCCUUCUACUCGAUUAUGAUGUAUAUCCUCGCUGUGCUAGCUGCUCGACUGCAGGGCCUACGUUAUGAAAUUACCGUUGUGAGAAAGAUCUAUGCGCUCGAUGAUGACGUAAAGAAUCUGUCGCAGACCGUGUUUGGAGCUUUGGAGCUACUAAUGAGCGAUUGCGUUCUGGCUACAGAGCCGUCCACGACUGCUAUUCUUGUCACCAAUAACCUAUUUAGUAUGAACUGCGGAGCAUUGGCAAGAGGUGUUGCUUUCAAAGAUUUCGAGAUUCAAGUGAUUUCGGAGGAGACUGCUGAGCAUAUACAGUCCGAAAUGAAUCGUGCUCGUCUUCUACAACAACCAAAUCAAAUCUCACAACCACCAUCAGCAGCGCUACUGGCUAUGAAACCCACAUCCGGCACGAAAAGGAGCAAUGCUGCUAGUAAUGGAGAACGCGUAUUUGUGGAUUCGACCGGCAACACAGCACACAAGAAGAGCGAUGUGAACAGCAAAGAACACGUUAUCAUAUAUCCAGUGUACAAUGCUAAGUACAGAUAUUGGCAAGCUACCUAUCCUCAUCUGCUGUGCACUACUCGACAAAAGGGACGACAAUCAACACACAAUUCCUUCCAGGACCUUUCGCCUUCGAAUGCUACAAGCGACAAAUCCAAUGGAAAAAGACCAAUUUUCUACUUUCAUAUCAAAGCUACCAUGUUUAGCCCUUCUGGAAGUUUUGCGACGGCUCAUAAUUUGUCACUUCCGUUCACCAUAGCAACUCGCAGGAAUCAGGACUGUCAAGUGCAAAGAAUGAUGUCGUCGUAUACUGCUACCAUAUUUUGGCUGUAUGGAUGUAACCAUCAAGAAGGACUUCUACUUCAGUGGGUUGACACAGGCAUGCAUUGGGAACAAUUUAAACAUCUAUACAAACAGCAUUUCAAAGUGAAUGCAGGAGUGCAAAGGGGCCUGAUCGAUGGCGAUUUUGAGCUGCUGAAAUACAAGCUACAAUGCCCCGAUUGUCAAUCGGGUGAGGGAGCGAAUAUCAAUGGCAUUCAGCAGAUUGUGACUUUCAAAAAUGUUUUGUGCCCUCAUCUGCGCUAUGAAUGUGGUAGCACGAAUGUACGAUUUUCGGUUUGGCGUGGAAUGCUCGAGUUGUUGCAAAUCUUCCAUGAUACACGGAAUAAUGUGCGAAAACUAUGGGAAAUGGGAUUGCUUUUGGGAUUUCUUGAGUUCGAUGAGGUGGACAAGCUCCUCGAGCAGCACAAAUCGGCACUAAUUAUGCGCCUGUCCUUCGUUACCGGAGGAACCAUUUGCUUCACUGUAAAGUCCACAGCUCACACAUUGGAUCACCGUGCAACUCGUCCAAUCCACCUGGAACCAUUAGAUCUGAAACGACUUCAGACUAAAUGCCUAAAAGAUUAUUUGAGAGAUAUAGCCGACGCCGAAAAGGUGAAAUAUAUACUAAACUCAGCGCAUCAAGUGAUUCGGAUUACAGAAGUCCUUGCACAGCUAGGUGAAAGUGAAGUUGGUGGUAGUGAAGGAAGUCGUGACAUCUCGAGUAACGUUACACAUUCUGGUGACAUCGCAGCAAUGCAGCACAUCAGGUUUACUGCCAUGAGAAUCGCUGUCGUGACAUGUAAGGUAAAGCCACCAUCAGCUGAUCAGCUUGAGGUCGACGUAGAAAGUCCCCGUCGCGCACCAUCCGCUGUGCCUACACCGCAUGACGAUUUUGCAAGAGAACUCGUACAGCUAGCUUCAUUCCAUGGGAAAUCGAAACAGGAAGUUCUGGACCUUGUCGAAUCGCUAUCCGACGACUACUUCACACGUAAAACGAACGGUACUACAUUCACCGAGACAACACCUCAGGUGGCUGUCUCACCCCAACCUCCCCCUGUGCCUCCAAAUUUUGCUCCUCCUUCCCAAUUGCCUUCCCCGAACGGGACCACCGCCCCCACCAUUCCAUACAGCUCUUCUCAUCGCUCUGUCUAUGAUAAAUUCGAAUACGUGUGAUGUUAGUGCCAGAGUAGAAUUUUACUUUGUUAUUUGUUUUCUGUGACAGACAUCGUAAUCUAAUGUUUCGAAUGUCACUCCAUGUUGUUCAUAGCGGGUCAUAAUGGUAUUUAAACGUUUUGUUUUCUUAUUGAGUUAAUGAGAUCACUUGGGGACUGACAUAGGUCCCGGGUACUAAUAUAUAGUGAUUUGAAAUAUACUUCUGGAUUGUCUAUUGUAUAAAUAUUUGAGCAUCG